AGCACGCAGGAGGGGGAGACCUGCAAUUUCUUGUGUAUCUAUGAAAACUUGCUGUGCGAUUUGUACAAGACAUCCAGCAUUAACAGACCACUAUACCUCCCACAAACAUUCUGGAAUAAGAGAAAAGGCAUAAGAAAAGAUCUGCGAACUGUUGGAGUACAGAGUUUCUGCUUUGACUCUUCACCAGGACUGUGUGUUUGGCUGUGGUGCGGUGUGCAGAGUAAUACUUGGGGAGGAUCAUAUUUUAGGGAGCGAGAUGAUUGUAAGGAGAUCUGAGGGAGCACAUUGCCAAAAUGCUGAACAUCAUUAUCUGCUCCUAUAUUAAAUCCGUCACCAUUGGCAUUUGAUAACGCAUGUUGGUGAGUCACUGCCUGGAGCACAGGAAGAUUACUGAGAAAGAAUCCCUAAGGUGCUUGACGCUGUUGAACUGGGGAUUUGGUCACUGACAACGGAACUAAAUUUCCAGGAAGUGCCAUGAAGGUUUCAUUGCUCCUGCUGGUUUCCCAUCUAAAUCUCAUUUGCGGAUUCAUCCCAGGCUUCGCCCCACCGGCUGGACUCAAGAAAAAACGAAUCUAUCAUCAGAUCCGCCGCCCACCUCCAGAGCAUGAAAUGAACCCAACGUACUGGAGGAACCAAGCCCAAGAAACACUGAAGCGAGCGCUCAACCUACAAAACCUUAACACUGGCGUUGCGAAAAAUAUUAUACUUUUCCUUGGAGAUGGAAUGGGGAUACCUACAGUGACUGCUGCUCGGAUACUGAAAGGCCAGCUGGAAAGGAAAACUGGAGAGGAAGGCUUCUUGGAAAUGGAUAAGUUCCCACAUGUAGCUCUUUCAAAGACUUAUAACACCAAUGCCCAGGUACCUGACAGCGCUGGCACAGCAACGGCCUAUCUCUGUGGCGUCAAGGCAAAUGAAGGCACCGUGGGUGUGAGUGCAGCAUCGGUUCGGAGGCAGUGCAAUACCACCUUUGGCAAUGAAGUGACCUCCAUCCUGAAAUGGGCAGAAGAUGCUGGCCAUAGGGAGUGCGGACCUUCUGUAGCAUACAAUCCACUUAGCGAGGUGACUGUGUUGGCAAUUUGUCCUGGGAGAGCCCUCCCCACUGCUUUUGUUUGUAUUAUUGGUGAUAAUGUCGCUGUGCGGCCUGCUGGUGUUUACUUGGAUGUUGCAAGCUCUCAGCACGGAAAGAUGAUUCACUUGGAGGAUAUGUUGAAAGCGUUGUACCCUCAGGUGAUCAUGGGGGGUGGCAGGAAAUACAUGUUCCCAAGGGAUACUCCUGAUCUUGAAUAUCCAAACGACUGGAAAGCCAAUGGAACGCGACUCGAUGGGAGGAAUCUGGUGGAAGAAUGGAAAGUCAUGAAAAAGGGCAAGAACGCUCAUUAUGUCUGGAACAGGGAGCAACUCAGAAGCCUUGACCUGACAAAAAUAGAACAUCUAAUGGCCCUGUUUGAACACGGUGACCUCCAGUACGAGCUGGAAAGAAAUAAAACCACAGAUCCCUCCCUGGAAGAAAUGGUGACAACAGCAAUCAGGAUUCUCAGCAAGAAUCCGAAAGGCUUCUUCCUACUUGUGGAAGGUGGCAGAAUAGACCAUGGACAUCAUGAAGGGAAAGCCAAGAUGGCUUUACACGAAGCUGUGGAGAUGGAUAAAGCCAUUGGGAGAGCAGGUUCCUUAACUAGAGACACAGAUACAUUAACAGUUAUCACAGCAGACCACUCUCACGUUUUUACCUUUGGCGGCUACACCUUUCGGGGAAGCAACAUAUUUGGACUCGCUCCAUAUUUAAGUGAUGUGGACAGUAGGCCAUUCACUUCAAUACUGUAUGGAAAUGGCCCUGGCUACUCCCUGCAAAAUGGAGAAAGGCCCAAUGUUUCCAACAGUGAGAUCUAUGAGAACAACUACCUGGCACAGUCAGCGGUGCCAUUGAGGCAGGAAACGCACGGGGGCGAAGACGUUGCCAUCUUUGCGAAAGGCCCUAUGGCUCACCUCUUCCACAGCGUGCACGAGCAGAACUACAUCCCACAUGUGAUGGCUUACGCAGCCUGCAUUGGUCAAAACAGGGAGCAUUGCGCCGAGUUUGAGCAUGGGUCCUGUCCCAGUGGCACAUGGGUCCCUGUGGGGUCCGGCACCAUCUUGCUGGGAUUGUUGACGCUACUUUCCUGCGUUUAAGGGAGCAGUUUUUUUUUUGGAAAGGUGCUCUGUGCCUGUUCAUCAGGAAUUUCCCCCAGGCCCAAUCCUUCCCACCUCUUACCAACACAGUGAUUCUGGUCUGUGGAGCAGUGUGAUCCCAGCAGAAUGGGAGUAAGACUAGGUGUUAGUACUCCAGUGGACAUAACCCUCACACUGCUUCAUGCAACAGAGUGACCACCACCCUUCCUCUUACCAUACCCAACCUUGUUUACCCCCAUGCCAACCUUGCAUUGAAAAUCAUGAACCUUAAAUAAAAACCACUAGCCAACUGCAUAGCAAUAGGAACAUUCAAAGAUCAAUUUUAUUUUCUGCUGUUUUUGGCAACUGGCCCCUCCUUCCCUUCCCUAUUGCAGCUUGGCUGUUCUGCAGACUUGACUCCAGGUUCCUUUGUUUAUACCCCUGCUGGAUGAGGCCCAUGCUGGGAAUAAGGAACAAAUGGACCCUGCAUUGGUCCAUACAACCACCGCCUUCUUCAAAGGGACAACGUUCGCUGCUCAGAGUCACGUACCCACCUUCCGUUGCACCCUGUUAAAUCUGAAUCGGACCAGCACCAUUGUAUGAAGGAGAGCCAGUACUCGUCCAUUGCAGUGAAGACUCUCUCAGGGCUGGAACCAGACCGAGCCUGACUGUAAACAAGGCAGCACGGGGGCUCCCAUUCCGCUGGGUCAAGCUUCUGCCUUUGACGAGCUUAUGGGUUAAAAAGCAAUGGCAUUUAAUGACUUAAUGUAUCUGGUCAAGUAUCAAGUCUUAGGGGCUUGAGUGGGCAGAUGUUGGAUUUCUGUCCUAGGUUUUAAUCACAGAAUAGCUUUCAGUACAAGCCAGUUAUACAGUGUCCUGGCUGUUAACCUGGAGAGUAAUGUGAUUGAAACAUGGGAAAAGAUUAUUAGGAGCUAAUUAUCCAGGGAGUGAGCUGCAAGAGCUGGCACAAUGGAAGAGGAGGAUUAAUCAUGUUCCUCUCAUGGUUGCAGCGGAAUUGGUGCUUGCUGACAGUACUGGCAAAUGAGCACCCUUUGCCUUGCAUUUCAAACGACCCCCAGGGGGUAAUCCAAUUGGCCAAAAUGUCCCACAAAGUUAUAUGUUUUUGCAUAAGCCAAUCACUCCUCUCAUAUCCUGCCUCAAAUCACUAACUUUUCAGAUGGUCAGUGUAACAGGAGAAUGAAAGUUACAUUUGCAGAACUAUCUUAUUUUAUUUUAUUGCACUUUUCCCUGUAUAAGGAGCAGUUUAAAUAUCAAACAUUAAGCCAGCAAGUUAUUUCUAUCUGCAUGUUUUGUUAAUAUUUAUCCCUUUUUUUUAAUGAAGCGCUAAGUUUGUUAUUGUCGGGACACUGCUGUCCUGAUUGAAUGUUGAGCGGGAAGAGUUUGGUUCCCCAAUCUCUGUCAACGCCCCUCUCUGGCCAAAGACAUGGUGAUAUAGAUGAUCCGAAGCUGCUUGGCUGUCACUGUGCCUUGUUUUCACUCCUCUCCCCUGGAAUUGAGGGCCGUGCCGGGGAGAGACAGUCCAUUUGAUGUGCCCGAGAUUCCUGCUUUGAUACGACGGUCAACGGGCCAAGGUCCAGGAACCCCAGAAUCCCCGAAACAACAAUCAGAAAAUGGGGGUGUUCUUCAUUUCUGGAACUCUGAGUCCAAUUUAGAAUGACCUCUCUGACUUCCGCUCGGUCAGUACAUCAGGACGAACCACCCCAGCUUCUGCAAAACAAUAGAGCCAGAUUACAGAUUCAAACGUACACACUACAUCAUUAACCCAAUUGAGUUACUGCUGAGGAGCAGAAAUGCCGUAAUAACUGUGAGAUCAAAUAUGCGACACAUUGUGUAAAUCAAAUUUCAAACAUCAAUUUUAAACUGUAACCGUUUUGUCAUGUUACCAAUGUCUACCCUGUUUGAAAUUUCAGAAAUCUUUUAUAAAAUAAAGUUUUCUUUUCACUGUUUUA
Rhincodon typus (whale shark) is the source of this 4115-nucleotide messenger RNA. Its product is annotated as alkaline phosphatase-like. Gene Ontology annotation, molecular function: alkaline phosphatase activity. The transcript is spliced from 14 exons. Gene Ontology annotation, cellular component: plasma membrane. Bases 475 to 2166 code for a protein of 563 amino acids. NCBI's taxonomy places the organism in Eukaryota, Metazoa, Chordata, Chondrichthyes, Orectolobiformes, Rhincodontidae. The record is from RefSeq and is a predicted model, not a curated record. Gene Ontology annotation, biological process: dephosphorylation.